Cornus florida is the source of this 2758-nucleotide messenger RNA. RefSeq lists its product as uncharacterized. Gene Ontology annotation, biological process: cell surface receptor signaling pathway. The transcript has a single exon. NCBI's taxonomy places the organism in Eukaryota, Viridiplantae, Streptophyta, Magnoliopsida, Cornales, Cornaceae. Bases 530 to 2488 code for a protein of 652 amino acids. The record is from RefSeq and is a predicted model, not a curated record. Gene Ontology annotation, molecular function: protein binding.
AAAUAAAGCAAAGCAAGAAUAACAAGACAACUCUGAUAACUCAAGAAAGCAAAUGGCUAUAAAAGCAACCAAAGCAAUGGUGGUUAUAUACAAUACUCAAAUUCAGAAAAAAAAAAAAAAAAAAAAGAAGAAAAAAAAAAAAAGAAAAAGAAAAAGAAAAAGAAAAAAACGUGUUUGACCUUGUAAAACCCGUCCUCGACUCUCUAAGUCUGAUCAGACCUUAACCUACCUCACCUCUUCACUACCAUUUCUAUACAUCAUAUAUACUUACUACUGUAAUCAAACACCAAUUACCAAUAAUCCCCCAUCUCUCUCUCUCUCUCUAUAGUCUAUAUAUCAUCUUUCUCUCUCUGCAACGCACAAGCUGUGACCCAUUUGAGACACCAAAAAAACACACCCGCCCAACAAUUAUCAGAUCAUCGCCGGCUAAGCUUCCAAAUUAUUAUUGAUUGUCAUCUGUAUCAGAUCAGAGACACCCACUUGCAGUUUUCUUGAAUUGGGUGAUCUGAUCUGCAAAUCCUUGGAGGUAAUGGGUGACAUAGUGAAGAAAAUAUUGGUAAAGCCGAUCCACAUAACGGUCGAGGUGGGCAAGGCCGCAGACGAGGCCUGUUCGUUCAAGCAGGACUGCGCUGAGCUGAAGGCCAAGGCCGAGAAAUUGGGCGGACUCCUCCGCGACGCUGCACACCGCAGCAAUGACCUCUACGAGCGCCCUGCUCGCCGCAUCAUCGAUGACACCGAGCAGGUCCUAGAAAAGGCCCUCGCGCUCAUCCAGAAGUGCCGAAACCACGGCCUCGUUAAGCGGGUGUUCACAAUCAUUCCUACUGCUAAUUUCCGCAAGAUGUCAUCCCAGCUCGAGAACUCCGUCGGAGACGUCUCUUGGUUGCUCCAAGUCUCCGGCUCGGCCAAUGACCGGAUUGAUCGGGGCGAUGAGUAUGUGGGACUCCCUCCCAUAGCCACAAACGAGCCAAUUCUGUGCCUCAUAUGGGAACAGAUCGGGAUUCUGUAUACUGGGUCACUGGAUGAUCGAUGUGAUGCUGCAGCUUCUCUGGUCUCGCUUGCCCGGGACAAUGAUCGGUACGGGAAGCUGAUCAUCGAAGAAGACGGCAUCGUGCCACUGCUGAAAUUGGUGAAGGAAGGGAAGAUGGAGGGUCAGGAGAACGCUGCUAAAGCAAUUGGGCUUCUGGGACGUGACCCUGAAAGCGUCGAACACAUUAUUCAUGCUGGUGUGUGUUCAGUGUUUGCGAAAAUCCUCAAAGAAGGUCCGAUGAAAGUUCAGGCAGUGGUGGCCUGGGCAGUGUCCGAGCUCGUAGCCCAUCACCCAAACUGUCAAGACCUGUUCGCCCAACACAAUAUAAUUCGAUUGCUCGUGGGUCAUCUAGCAUUUGAGACAGUUCAAGAACAUAGCAAGUAUGCCAUUAUCAGCAACAAAGCAACAUCAAUUCAUGCUGUUGUUAUGGCAAGUAAUAAUUCGAAUGCAAACAUUUGUAUUAUUGAUGAUGAUGAAAAGCAUAUUCAAAUCCCACAUCCCACUGGGAAUAAGCAACCCAGUCAGAUGCACAAUGUGGUUACUAGUACCAUGGCAUUGAAAGGUCAAUCCAAGCCACCUCAGAGUAAUGGGGAAAAUCACAACAACAACAACAACAACAACAACGCCGCGAAGCAGAGUCUUCAAAGCUAUCAGCAGAAUUUUCCAUUCUCCGGGACUAGCGUCAAAGGGAGGGAACUCGAGGAACCAGAAACCAAGGCAUAUAUGAAAGCAAUGGCUGCAAGAGCCCUUUGGCGCCUUGCCAAGGAGAAUUCUCCCAUUUGCCGUAGCAUCACAGAAUCAAGAGCUCUAUUGUGCUUUGCGGUCCUCCUAGGAAAAGGCCGUGAAGAUGUUCAGUACAACUCUGCCAUGGCGUUAAUGGAGGUGACAGCAGUGGCAGAGCAAGAUGCUGAGCUGAGAAGAUCAGCAUUCAAGCCCAAUUCACCCGCUUGCAAAGCUGUUGUUGAUCAAUUACUAAUAAUCAUCGAAAAGGCAGAUUCAGAACUGCUUAUCCCAUGCAUCAUGGCUAUUGGGAAUUUGGCAAGGACAUUUCGAGCCACGGAGACAAGGAUGAUAAGCCCAUUAGUACGGUUGCUUGAUGAGCGAGAAGCCGAGGUUUCUAGAGAAGCUUCCAUUGCUCUCGCCAAGUUUGCCUGCACAGACAACUAUCUCCAUCUUGAUCACUCCAAGGCCAUAAUAAUCGCAGGAGGGGCAAAGCACCUAAUACAGCUUGUGUACUUCGGAGAACAGAUUGUUCAAAGCCCUGCACUGGUUCUGCUCUGCUACAUUGCAAUACAUGUCCCAGAAAGCAAAGAACUCGCCCAAGCCGAGGUACUCACCGUGCUUGAAUGGGCAUCCAAGCAAGGACCAUUCAUCCAAGACGAGACCAUUGACAUUUUGUUACAGAAGGCCAAAGACAGUUUGGCGGUCUAUCAAUCCAGAGGUUCAAGGGGAUUCCAUUGAUUCACUCAAAUUUUUAGGCAAGAUUAUUUCCCUUUUUUUUCUUUUCUUUUUUUUUUUUUGGUUUCUGUUAUGUUAUUCUCAUGGAGUGUACAUACAGUUGGCCUAUCUAAUUGUUUAGAAGAAUCCCCCAAAUAGUCUAGUAUCAUUCUUCUGUGCUCUAUUCCUGAAUCCCCUUGUUGACACCCAUUUAGAAAUGUUUAUGCUGUUGUACUGGUGAUGUGCAAGCCUUGAAACAUGUCAAUUUAUGCUAAAUGGACAAUCAUUAUCCUU